ACAAUAUUGGUGGACCCCCGGGACCAUGGAUGCUGUCGCUGACGAGCACCAGCGCAUUUCGCGCUGGGAAAACGAUCCGCUCCCACGCGUUGUCGACCGCCUCGGCGAGGAAAAGCCGGAUGGCGUGUACAGCAUCUGGGCGACCGCGUCGGGCCUGCGCACCAUCACCUACCGCCAGCUGGCGAACGCCGUGAACGGCGCGGCCGGCUGGCUUGUGUCCCAGCUUGGACCGGGCCCCGGUGGUCGUGACGCUGAAGUCCUGACCUACGUCGGCCCGACCGACGUGCGCUAUGUCGUCUUGUUGAUUGCCGCCGUCAAGGCGGGUUAUGUGCUUUUCAUGACCUCGCCCCGCAACAGCCUCGAGGCGCACCGCUCGCUGUUCGACCGGCUGAAGUGCCGGACGCUGUUGACCUCGGACCCGGUCCCGCCGCCGGUGCGACCCGUCAUCGACGUGGUCGAGGCACGCCAUCUGAUUGUGCCGUCCGUGGAUGAGCUCCUGGGCAAGGAGUACCCGCAUUUUGCCUUUGACAAGACCUUCCAAGAGGCGCAAUGGGAUCCCCUACUAAUCAUACACACGUCGGGGUCGACAGGCAUCCCGAAGCCUAUAAUCUACACCCACGAGGCCUGGGCGCGCCAAGUGCGAUGUGUCGGCCGUCCUGUUCCAGGAGGGUUGCCCUCGCUGGACAGUGCUUCGCGCGGCAAGCGGGUGAUCUCCAUGUUGCCGCUCUUCCAUGGAGCUGGCAUCUCGCAGCACAUCUUCAACGCCAUCCCAUUCGGCAAUAUUCCCAUUGCGGUGGGCACGGCUGCCAUCCCCACGGCCCAAGAUAUCGUGGACACCCUCAAACAGACGCCAGCCGAGGUGGUGAUUGCCGUUCCGUCGGUGGUGGCGGAGCUGGCCCAGAACCCCGAGCUGCUGGAUUUUUGCGCGUCCCGCCUAGAGAUGAUCCUCUUCAUCGGCGGCGCUCUGCCGCAAGCCAUCGGCGACACUGUCGCGUCCAAGGUGCAGCUCCGGUGCCAGUGGGGUGCAUCCGAGGUGGGCAUCCCGCAGCAAGUCAUCGCGCCCGAGCUCGCAGGACCUGGCGGCUGGAGCUACGUCCGCUUCCACCCGUGUGUUGGCGCCGCGUUUGACGAGAUUGCCGAUGGCGGGUACGAGCUCGUAAUCCGGCGGGAUGAGGCAGUGGCCGAUACCCAGCCAACAUUUGCCAUCCAGAACUUUGUGCAGCUGGAGAAAGAAUACCGCACCAAGGACUUGUUCGUGCCCCAUCCGACCGUUCCGGACGCGUGGCAGUGGUGCGCCCGGGCGGACGACAUCAUAGUCUUCCUCAACGGCGAGAAGACGAACCCGGUCUCGAUGGAGCAGCACAUCGUCGCCAGGAACCCCGAGCUGCGCGGGGCCAUCGUCGUCGGCAGCCAGCGCAUCCAGGCCGCCCUGCUGAUCGAGCCGGUGUCGACGGCCAAGCUGACCACCGCCGAGCAGGCCGCCCUCAUCGAGCGCGUCUGGCCGAGCGUGGAGGAAGCCAACCAGAGCGCCCCCAUGCACGCGCGCAUAGACAAGUCGUUGAUCCUGGUGACCCCGGCGGACCGGCCGCCGAUCCGCGCCGGCAAGGGCACCAUCCAGCGCGCCAGCACGGUCGCGCAGUACGCGGCCGAGAUCGACCAGCUUUACGCGCAAGCGGACGAGACGCUGGAGGACGACGAGGCGCCGGCGGCGGCAGCUGCAGCGGCGCCGACAGAUGCCGCCGGUGUUGCGCGCGUCAUCCGCGAGGCCGUCCGGGCCGUGACCGGCUGGCCCACGCUCGAAGACGCCGACGGCUUCUUCGAGCGCGGCAUGGAUUCGCUCCAGGCGCUGCGGCUCACGCGCGCUGUCCGCCGUGCCUUUGGACGCCAGGACCUCGCGCUCUCCACGAUCUACCAGCACCCCAGCGUGCAAGCGCUGGCGGAGGUCGUACUGGCGCAGGCUCAAGGUGGCCUGAAUGGCGCUGAAUCGGAUCGCGACCGGGCCGAAAUCGAGCCGAUGCUGGCGACGUAUCGCCGGCUGAUUCAGGAGAUCGCACAGCCGACCGAGAAGAAACGCGGCGCGGGCGAGCUGAUCGACGUUGUCCUCACGGGAUCGACAGGCACAGUCGGCACGUUUCUUCUGCACGCCUUGCUCAGCCGCCCGGGUACUGGCCACAUUUUCUGCUUGAACCGCAGCGCCGACGCGGGCGCCGUGCAGAGAGCAAAGCUCGCUGACGCAGGGCUACUGUCAGCCGGUGACGGCAACGACGACCUUGCAGCGCGCGUCUCCUUCCUUCAGGCCGACCUCGCCGCGCCGCGCCUCGGGCUCGACGCGGCCGCCUACGAGACGAUCCGCUCGCGCGCCAGCGUGGUCAUCCACAACGCGUGGCCCGUCAACUUCAACCUGCCCCUCUCGGCCUUCCGUCCGCAGCUGACCGGCCUGGUGCACAUCUUCUCCCUCGCGGCAGCCGCCGCCCGCCCCGCGCGCGUCCUCUUCGUCUCCUCCGUCAGCGCUGUGGGCGCGGCGGCCGCACGCAGCGGCGAGCCCGCGCCGGAGCUCGUCCCAACCGACCCGGACGCGCCGUACGCCACCGGCUACUCGCGCGCCAAGUUCCUCGCGGAGCGCCUGUGCGACGCCGCGGCGGCGCACCUCAGCGGCGGCUCCGCGGCCGUCGACGUCGCCGUCGCCCGCGUCGGCCAGGUCGCCGGCCCCGUGCGCCGGCCGGGCCUGUGGAACCCGGCCGAGUGGCUGCCCACCAUGGUGCGCAGCUCGGCCGCGCUGGGCUGCCUGCCGGACAGCCUGGGCGCCGCGUUCGACGCGGUCGACUUCGUCCCCGUGGACGUCCUCGCCGACGCCGUGGUCGAUCUCGCCACGGCCGCCCCCGAGCGCCGCGCGGCCGUGUUCAACCUGCGUAACCCGCACCCCGUCCCGUGGGCGGCGUUGCUCCCGGCCGUCGCUGAUGCGCUCGCCACAGCCGCCCCGGUCUCCGGUGGGGCCCCGAGCCCGGUCGAGGUGGUUGCCCCGGCCACCUGGCUCUCCCGCCUCCAAGAGGCCGCGACGAAGGAGGGCGACAACAUCGAGGCCGCCGCGCGCCGCCUGCCCGCCCUCAAGUUGCUGGGCUUCUUCCAGGGUCUGUGGGCAAGUCAGGGAACCGAGCCGGUGGCACCCAUGGCGAUCGAGCGGGCGCUCGCGGCUAGUCCGGCGUUGGCGGCGCUGGGCCCCGUCGAGCCGGGAUGGGUGCGGAAGUGGGUGGCCGAGUGGGCGUCGGUGUGGUCGUGA
Molecule: messenger RNA, 3277 nt
Organism: Thermothielavioides terrestris NRRL 8126
Lineage: Eukaryota; Fungi; Ascomycota; Sordariomycetes; Sordariales; Chaetomiaceae
Exons: 5
Coding region: 26-3277 (1083 amino acids)
Molecular function (GO): phosphopantetheine binding
Source: RefSeq, a predicted model, not a curated record